GGAUUUGACUCUGCAAGACUUUUUCUCGGUUGUGGGGUGUUAGACGCUGCGCCAGAACUUUCAGGGCCUUUGUUGGAGGCCCUUUACGCCGUGGAGUAAGGAGCAAUGGUUGGAUUCUUCUUUUCAACUUAUUUAAAAAUUUUUAAAUGUUGAUUGAGUAAGAAACAAUAUAGAACAAAAUGAGUUGGGCUUUAGAGGAAUGGAAAGAUGGUCUAUCUACCAAAGCCCUUCAAAAAAUUCAAGAGCUUGAAGGACAACUAGACAAACUAAAGAAAGACAGGCAACAAAGACAAUUUCAGCUGGAAUCCUUGGAGGAUGCCCUGCAAAAGCAGAAGAAGAAGGUUGAAGAUCAAAAAAAUGAAGGGGCCACCCUCAAAAGGGAGAAUCAGAGCUUGAUGGAAACAUGUGAUAAUUUGGAGAAAAUGAGGCAGAAGAUUUCUCAUGAGCUUCAAGUCAAAGAGUCACAAGUGAAUUUUCAGGAAGGACAGCUAAAUUCAAGCAAAAAGCAAAUAGAAAAACUGGAACAGGAACUUAAAAGAUAUAAAUCUGAACUUGAGAGAAACCAAUUGGCAUUGUUGCCAGGAGAUGUCUCAACACUAAACAGUACACCACAGAAGAGUUCUGCUCCUCCUGUACAAUCAAGUCAUCAAAGUGUUUCCAGGUAUGAAGAACUACAAGAAAAAUAUAAUAAAGAAGUUGAAGAACGAAAAAGGUUAGAGGAAGAGGUUAAAGCUUUACAAAUUAAAAAAGCAAGUAAGACAGUUCCCUCAAACAAUAUGAGUCACAGGGAAAUUGCUCGGCAUCAAUCUUCUUCAUCAGUAUUCUCAUGGCAACAAGAAAAGACACCUACUCGUCAUUCAACUAAUGCUCAAGAAACUCCCUUUAGGAGAGGUUUUACAGCCUUACAUGCUCCAUGGGAACAGGAAACAACACCUAAUAGGAUGCCAAGUUGGCAAGAUACUAAUUGUAGUUUCCAUGAGAACCCUAGUGAUCCUCACCUGCUGGAUCAGAUAAAAGUCCAGAACCAAGAGUUAAGGUGCAAAGUUAAUGAACUGGAACAUCGACUGCAAGGACAAGAAAAAGACAUAAAAGGACACAUGAAUAAAUGGCAAGAAACACAGCUUCAUCUAGAGAAAACAAAAUUGGAGUUAGCGGAAAAAGAGAAAGUUUUGAACAAAACCAGAGAUGAACUGAUGAGAUUAACCACACAAUUUGAUCAGGCAACAGCCAAGUGUACAACACUGGAGCAAAAACUGAAAAAAAUUUCUGAAGAUUUGAGUUGCCAAAGACAGAAUGCAGAAAGUACCCGAUGUGCUUUGGAACAGAAAAUCAAGGACAAAGAGAAGGAGUAUCAGGAGGAACUCUCUCAUCAGCAACGUACCUUCCAAAUGCUGGACCAGGAAAGCACUCAGAUAAAAACAAAACUAAAUCAAGAGUUACAACAAGCCAAAAGCACUCAAAACAUAUUACAAGCUGAACUUGAUAAAGUGGUAGCAGUGAAACAGCAACUAGAGAGAAAUUCAGAUGAGUUUAAGCAGAAGCUCUGCAGAACUGAACAAGCAUUACAGACAAGUCAGACAAAGGAAAAUGAGCUGAGGAAGAACCUGGAGGAAAUGAUGCAGGAAAAACAGCUCUUCAGUCAUCAGUUAGAUAAAAGAACAAGAGAAGUCUGUCUACUGGAGGAAGAACUCAAGAAAACUAAAUAUUGUCUAAAGCAGAAUCAGAAUCUUGCAGAAGAAAUGAAAGAUAAGAAUGCUACUCAAGAGGAAACUUUAAAAGCUCUUCAAGAAAAAGUUGAUCAACAGGAAAAGUCUUUCAUUUUAGAAAAACUGAAGCUUGCAGUAGCUGAUCUAGAGAAACAACGGGAUUGUUCUCAAGAUCUUCUGAAAAAAAGGGAACAUCAUAUUGAACAGCUAAAUGAAAAAUUAAGUACAACACAGAAAGAGACAGACGAAUUACUGAGUACCUUGGAAUUAAAGGAGAAGGAAUGUGAAAGCCUCAAAAAAGAGACAAUUAUAUUUUCUCAGUGGAAAAAUGAGAAAGAAUCACUUUUGAAUCAGCUUUUGUUAGAAAAAGAAGGUUUAGAGAGCAAAAUUAAUCAUUUGGAAUUGUGUCUGAAGACUCAGCAGAUGAAAAAUCACGAUGCCAAUGAAAGCUUCAAAAUAAUGGAAACUGAAAAAGAAAACUUGGGCUUGGAGAUCAUAAAACUUCAGAAUGCAAUAGAAGUAAAAAGUAUAGAAUUAGAAGCACAGAAAAGAGCCUAUGAUGAACUUCAGGAAAAAUCUGAGUGCUCAGAACAGAAAUAUAAAAAGGAAAUAGAAAAUCUUUCUUUGAAAAUAGUUCAGGUAACUGAGGAAGAUGAACACCUGAAACAAAAGCUACAAUUGAUAGCCAAUGAAAUCGUGGAGAAAGAUCAGCGUUAUGAAGAAUUAUGUAUACAAUAUGAAAGGAUCAAUAGUCUAGUAAAAUCCCAAAAUAUUUCUCAGAUGACAAGUGAUGAUCACUGUGGGGAUCUUUUAAUGUUUGAAGAACCAGUAAUGAACAAUUCUGUUACAAAUAUACUUGAAAUUCAAGGAAGCUUACCUUUAGAAAGGGAAAGUCAAAAAAUUAAGUUAUGUUCAAGAGAUGAGAGUCUAAAAAGUGCCGCUUUACCACAGCAUGAAGUUUCUUCAUUUGAGUUUUCAGUAGAGUCUCAAAAGCAGAUGAAUUCAGACUCACAAAAACAUUGUGAAGAGUUGGUACCAAUCAAAGGUGAAAUAGAAGAAAAUCUUUUUAAAGCAGAACAUAUGCAUGGAUGUUUUGUGAACAAACAGUUUCAAAUGCUGAGUGAACAAGUAGAAUCUGGACAAGUAGAGGAUGAAGAUUUAAAAACCAAUAAGCUUUUAUUUGAAAAGUCAGUAAAAGAGCUACAAUUGAUGUCUGAAACUCUGAAUUCUGAAAAAAAAGAAAUUAAUUCAGUUCUCUUUCAAAACAAGAAAGAAAUUGAAGAACUGACCCAAGAAAAUCGCAAUCUCAAGGAAAUUAAUGCAAUUUUAAAUAUUGAAAAAAUGAACUUAAUACAAAAAAAUGUCGACUUUUCAAACUGCUUGAUUCAAAAAGAGAAUAAUUUUUCAGAGUUAUCUGAUAGAAAAAUGGAGGAAAAGCUUCUUUUGGUAAAGAGAUGUGAAGAAGCUGAAAAGGAACUUGAACUUCUUAAAGAAAAAUACAAAUCAUUGGAGAAAAAGAAUACUGAAAUGGAAUGUAUCCUAAGUGACCAUACUCUUACUCCUUGUGGAGACAGAAAUAAUGAAUUAAAAGACCUGGAAGGAGCUUUUGCAAGAGAACGUGAAGAUUACAUAGGCAAGCUAGCUCUAGCUGAAGAAAAAAAUGAGAAAUUAAUUUUUGAGAUGGAGACAAUACAGUGUGGACUGAGAACUGAGAAUGCAGCCAUUCAAAAUAGUUCAAAGAUUGAAGCUGAUUGCUUAAGACAAGAAAUUUCAGAUUUCAAGCAUGAACAAAACAAAAUACAAGAACAAUAUCAUGACUUGCUUCGAGAGAAUGAUCGACUGAUGAAAUUAAUUAAGGCAAAAGAUGUACAAAUGAAUACAUUGGUUCUUACUGGCAGUUCAGCUUCUGCACAAAUCAGUGAGUCUGUAAAUCAAAAUGAAAAUGAAUCAGAUAAUUUUAAGAUGAUUAAAGUUGAAAUGUUUCCUAUAAAUCUUGAUGCUAAAGACAGUUCUUUAAAUACUUGUAAUCCACAAGUGGUACGACUUGAGGAAGUUAUUAAACAUAUGGAACUAAGACUUAAAGAAAGUGAAAAAGAGAAAGAGUUCUUACAGAAAGAAUUAGAAAUGAUUAGGAAAGAGUUAGAAAUUAGGGAUUCAAAGAUAAUGGAAGGUAAGCAAUAUGACCAGUCAUUUGAAACCAAUAGUUAUGAGGAUUGUAAAAGAGAAAUGGAUGAAAAGUAUAUUUCAGUUCUACAUGAACUAUCAACAAGCCAAAAUGAUAAUGCACAAUUGAUGACGUCAUUGCAGGGAGCAGCCAGUAAACUAAAUGAAUUAGAGAAAAUGUGUGAGAUUCUUCAAAUUGAAAAAUUAAAAUUAACAUCUGAGCUGAAUGAUUCAAAAUCGGAAUGUAUCUUAGCAACUACCAAAAUGGCAGAAAAAAUGGAGAAACUUGUAAAUGAAAUUAAAACACUAAAUAAUGAAAAUAGUAACCUUCCUGGUGAUCUUAAUGAACAUAAUGGUAAAGAUAAAUUUGGGGAACAACAUAUGGAACAAAAGUCUGUUUCUUUAAAACUUUUAGAGAGCAAUAUUGAUGCAGGUGGUGACUAUGAACAUUUGAAACUAUCAAAUAAAGAAGUUCAAACGCAUUUUGUUGAGUUACAAGAAAAAUUUUCAUCUUUAGAAGUUGAGCACAGAAUUUUACAUGAACAGCACUGUUGCAUGAACUCCAAAUUGUCAGAACUAUGUUCUUACAUUAACACACUAAAAGCUGAAAAUUCUGUAUUGUCAAUGAAUCUUAAAAACCUACAAACUGAUUUGAUGAAGCAGUACUCACCUGGUAAUGAAGAACUUUCACUAGAAGAGGGGGGAUCUUUAUCAUCCUCUUGUAUGAAUGAAAUCCCCAAUCUUACAAGUUUUGUGGAAUCUUCUUUUUAUAAGGACUUAUUUGAAGAACCAAGAGAAACAUCUUCUUCGAACAGUUUAGAAGAGACUAUUUUAAACAGUCAGUCCAGUACAAGUACACAUGAAACCUCUCUUAGCAGCUCUGUGGUAGAAUGCAUGAAUAAGAAAAUUGCUAGAUCUGAUCCCAGUAUGAAUAUUGAAGACCUUGAAACACUUUGUGAAACUUAUCAGAUAUCACUGAAGAAUCUUGAAGAGAAAUAUCAAAGUCAAGAGAUUAUAAAAAAUAAAGAGAUUCAAGAACUUAAGCAACUCAUAGGUUCUGAAAGGAAAGAAUUACAAUCCCUUAGAGAGCAGUAUUUAGCAGAAAAUGAACAGUGGCAACAGAAACUUACAAAUGUGACUGUGGAAAUGGAGUCAAAGUUGGCAGCAGAAAAGAAACAGACCGAGUACUUGUCACUUCAACUUGAAGUAGCAAGACUUCAACUUCAGGGUCUUGAUUUAAGUUCCCGUUCUUUCCUUAUUGCUGAAAGUGAAGAUGCAAUUAACGAUGACCAAGAUAACAGUGUCUCAGAUAACUCAGAAGAACAUAGUUCAUUCACUGAUGAAAAGAUAAUUAAGAGUGACAGUCUGCACAUUUGUGAGCAAAAUGCUCAGCAAACCUUAUGUUUGGAAUCUCAGAAAAUAGCUGAAAAUGAUGGUGUCCGCUCUGCAGCAGCAUCUUCUAGGAAAGUGAACUUAGAAAGUGAAUAUAGAAAUCCAUUAGAUAAAACCCUAAAUAAUUCUGAGUGUAUUCAUGAAUUAUCAUUUUCUAAUAAUGAUACUACAGUAGCCAUGGAUUUCCUAGAGAAUCAGGUGCUCAUUCAGAAUCUACAAAUGAAGCUGAAAGAGACUUCAAAUGAAAACUUGAAGUUAAUUCGUGGCAUAGAGGAAAGUAAUAAAAAAGUUGACAGCUUGCUUAGUCAAAUCAAAGAAUUAGACUAUAAAUUGGACUUACAAAAGACUGAACUAACUCUUAAGAUAUGCAAAUGUUCAGAAUUAGAAAAAGUAAUUCAGGAACUUCAAAAAGAAAAAUCAGAUCUAAGUGACAAAUUGGAAUCCCUCUCUUUUGAUAAUCAUCAAUUACUCCAGAGAGUAACAACUUUUGAAAACUUAAAUUCUUGUUUAAGUCCAGAUAAAGUUAUAUUCACAGAUACUAUAGAUAUUGAAGAAAACAUAGCAAUGAUGAGUAAAGAUUGGAAAGAACAAUAUCUUGAAAUUGAAAAUGAAUUGAAGAAGGUAAAAUCUGAAAAGACUAACAUUGAGAAUCAUGCCAUCUCCAUUGAAGGUGACUUAGAAGAACUUCAAACAAAGAAUCUGAGUUUAGAAAAAGAUAAUGAUAACAAACAGAAAAUGGUGUCCAAUCUCAAUGAACAACUGUCUUUAGUUAUAGCUGAGAAAAACCACCUUAGUGGAGAACUUGAAAUUGUAUUAAAGGCAAAAAUGCAAAUAGAAGAAAUAUGUGAAAAAUUGAAGGAAAAAAUUGAAGUGUUAGAGUCAAAUCAAAGGGAAUCUGUGCAACAUGUAGAAAUAAUGGAGUCUGAGGUAAGAGAUAAAACACAACUUCUUCAGUCUAUGACUUGUCAUGUAAACCAACUAUUAAAAGACAAAGAAGAUCUCCAAGAGCAGCUUCAGAAUUUAGAAAAAGAUACACAGAAACUUAAUUUAACAAAAGAUAACUUGAAACAUGAAAUUGGUCAACUGACCAAUGAAAAAGAAUUUCUUAUAAGAGAAAUAGAAAAUCUGAAAUCUAAGUUGAAUGAAUCAGAAGCAGAAAAUGUAAACCUUUCUAAGGUUUUGGAGAGUUCUCUAAUUGAGAAAGGAGAGAUUGCAGCAAGAUUGAAUUCAACACAAGAAGAAGUACAUCAGCUGAGAACUGGCAUAGAAAAGCUAAAAAUCCGCAUAGAAGCUGAUGAAAAGAAAAAACACUAUGUUUUAGAAAAGCUAAAAGAAAGUGAACGUAAUGCUGACUCAUUUAAGGAUAAAAUUGAAGCACUUGAAAGAGAAUUACAGAUGUCAGAAGAAAAUCAAGAAGCAGUGAUUCUAGAUGCUGAGAAUACAAAGUCUGAAUUAGAAACACUGAAAACACAAAUGGAAGAAUUAACCAAAGGAUUAAAAUGUUCAGAAUUAGAAUCAUUUGCUUUAAGGUCACAAAAUAAUGCAGAAAUUGUUGCUUUAAGGGCAGAAAAAGAAAAUAUAUUGAAAGAGUUGCAAGAAAAGCAAGAUCAAGUAUCUCAAUUGGAACAGUUGGCUGAAAACUUGAAAUUCCUUUUUUCUUUAAGCUCAGAAGAAAACAUAAUGAAAGAAAUACAAGAAAAUAAAGGUCAGGGAUUUGAAUUAGAAAAUUUGAUUCAAACCUUAAAUUGUUUAAAAUCAGAACUUGUUGUUUUAAAGUCAGAAAAAGAAAUUGCUUUGAAAGAACUACAAGUGAAGGAAAAUCGGGUGUCUGAAUUAGAAGAGUUGGUCCAAAAUCUUAGAUAUGAAGAACCUGGAGUUGUAACUUCAAUUUCAGAAAAAGGAACUAUAUUGAAAAACCUUCAAGAUUCUCGGGAGCAAACUUCUCAAUUAGAAGAGUGGGCCAAAACUUCCAAAUGUUUAGAGUCUGAGGUUGUCACUUUAAGGUUAGAAAAAGAAAAUAUGCUGAAUGAACUACAAGAAAAGCAAAAUAGAUUAUCUGAAUUAGAGGCAUCAAAUCAAAUGCUAAAACAUUUGGAAACAGAGCUUAUUGCCUUAAACUUAGAAAAAGAAAAUUUAUCAAAAGCACUGGUACAAGAAAAACAAAGUAAAGUGGUUGAAUUUGAAGAGAGAAAUAACAAUCUGAAAUUAAUGGAAACAGAAAUUUUUGCCUUAAGGUCUGAAAAAGAAAAUAUUUUAAAAGAACUUCAUGAAAAUCAAAGUCGAGUGUCUGAGUUAGAAGAGUUAACUCAAAACUUGAAGUGUGUGGACACUUUUGCUUCUUUAAGCUUAGAAAAAGAGAUUGUGCCUAUUGAAUUACAAGAAAAUAGUGAUCACGAAUUAAAAGAUUUGGCCAGAAACCUGAAAUCUUUGGAGAUGGAGGUUAUAGCUCUAAGGGAAGAAAAAGAAAACAUGUCUAAAAACCAACAAGAAAAUCACCUGAUUGAAUUAGAGAAAUUGACCCAAACCAUAAAAUAUUUAGAAUGUGAACUUGUGGCUUUGAGGGAAGAAAAAGAAUCCAUAUCAAAUGAAGUACUAAAAGAAAAGCAAUAUCAAGUAUUUGAAUUAGAAAAGUUGACCAAUUCCCUAAAGUGUUUGGAAAUUGAGGUUGCUUCUUUAAGGUCAGAAAAAGAAAGUAUAUUGAAGGAAUUACAAAAAAAGCAGAGUGAAGUGUCUGAAUUAGAAGAAUUGACUAAAACUUUAAGAUUUGUAGAAACUGAAGUUGUUUCCUUAAGAUCAGAAAGAGACAAUGUGUUGAAAGAACUGCAAGAAAAUCAAGAUCAAAUAUAUGAAUUUAAAGGAUUGAUUGGAAGCUUAAAAUGUGUAGAAACAGAAGUUGUUGCCUUAAGAUCAGAAAAAGAAAAUAUGUUGAAAGAAUUAAAAGAAAAACAAGAUCAGCUUUGCCAGUUAGAAGAGUCGCUCAAAAUUCUAAAAUGUCUAGAAACCGAACUUGCCCUCUUAAGAUCAGAAAAAGAAAAUACACUUAGGGAAUUACAAGAAAAUCAUUAUCAAGUUUUUGAUUUAAGAGAAUUAGUCCAAAUUCUAAAAUGCUUAGAUUCAGAACUGCUCAGUACCAAGUUAGAAAAAGAAAAUGUUUUGAAAGACUUACAAGAAACAAAAGAUCGAGUGUCUGAAUUAGAAAACCUGACCAUAAACUUAAAAGAUUUAGAAACUGAAAUUGUUUCCUUAAGGUUAGAAAAAGAAAAUAGGUUAAAGGAAUUACAAGAAAAGCCAAAUCAGGUGUCUGAAUUGGAAGGGUUGACCACAAACUUAAAAGUCUUGGAAACUGAAGUUGAUUUUUUAAGUCAGAAAACAAAGAUGUCAGAAAAAGAAAGCAUGUCAAAGGAACUGAAAGAAAAACAAAGUCGCAUUUGUGAAUUAAAAGAAAUAAUUACAAAUCUAAAAUGUUUGGAGAUCGAAGUUGCUGCUUUAAGGUCAGAAAAAGAAAAUAUGUUGAAAGAUUUACAAGAAAAGCAGGAUCAAAUUUGUGAAUUAGAGGAGACCAAUGUGAAUUUAAAAUGUUUGGAAACUGAAAUAAUUUCCUUAAGAUUAGUAAAAGAAAGCAUGUUAAAGGAGUUAGAAGAAAAACAGAAUCAAAUAUCUGAAUUAGAACAGUUGACCAAAAAUCUAAAGUGUGUGGAGUCUGAAGUUGCUUCUUUAACUUCAGAAAAAGAAAAUCUGUUGAAGAAGCUGUGUGAAUUAGAAGAAUCAACUAAAAACCUCAAAUGUUUGGAAAAGGAAGUUGUUUCUUUAUCAUCAGAAAAAGAAAACAUUUUGAAAGAACUACAAGAAAAGCAGGGUCAAGUGUCUGAUUUAGAAGAUUUGACCAAAAGUCUAAGGUCUUUGGAACCUGAAAUUGCUUCUUUAAAGUCAGAAAAAGAAAGCAUGUCAAAGGAGCUGGAAGCAAAACAAAGUCACAUUUGUGAAUUAGAAGAGAUGACCAAAAACCUAAAAUGUUUGGAGAGUGAACUUGCUUCUUUCAAGUCAGAAAAAGAUAGUAUGUUGAAAGAUCUACAAGAAAAGCAGGAUCAAAUUUGUGAAUUAGAAGAGAUCAACGUGAAUCUAAAAUGUUUGGAAACUGAAAUCAUUUCCUUAAGGUUAGCAAAAGAAAGCAUGUUAAAGGAGUUGGAAGAAAAACAGAGUCAAAUAUCUGAAUUAGAACAGUUGACCAAAAAUCUAAAGUGUGUGGAGUCUGAAGUUGCUUCUUUAACUUCAGAAAAAGAAAAUCUGUUGAAGAAGCUGUGUGAAUUAGAAGAAUCAACUAAAAACCUCAAAUGUUUGGAAAAGGAAGUUGUUUCUUUAUCAUCAGAAAAAGAAAACAUUUUGAAAGAACUACAAGAAAAGCAGGGUCAAGUAUCUGAUUUAGAAGAUUUGACCAAAAGUCUAAGGUCUUUGGAACCUGAAAUUGCUUCUUUAAGGUCAGAAAAAGAAAGUAUGUCAAAGGAGCUGGAAGCAAAACAAAGUCGCGUUUGUGAAUUAGAAGAGAUGACCAAAAAUCUAAAAUGUUUGGAGAGUGAACUUGCUUCUUUCAAGUCAGAAAAAGAAAAUAUGUUGAAAGAUUUACAAGAAAAGCAGGAUCAAAUUUGUGAAUUAGAAGAGAUCAACGUGAAUCUAAAAUGUUUGGAAACUGAAAUCAUUUCCUUAAGGUUAGCAAAAGAAAGCAUGUUAAAGGAGUUAGAAGAAAAACAGAAUCAAAUAUCUGAAUUAGAACAGUUGACCAAAAAUCUAAAUUGUGUGGAGUCUGAAGUUGCUUCUUUAACUUCAGAAAAAGAAAAUCUGUUGAAGAAGCUGUGUGAAUUAGAAGAAUCAACUAAAAACCUCAAAUGUUUGGAAAAGGAAGUUGUUUCUUUAUCAUCAGAAAAAGAAAACAUUUUGAAAGAACUACAAGAAAAGCAGGGUCAAGUGUCUGAUUUAGAAGAUUUGACCAAAAGUCUAAGGUCUUUGGAACCUGAAAUUGCUUCUUUAAGGUCAGAAAAAGAAAGUAUGUCAAAGGAGCUGGAAGCAAAACAAAGUCGCAUUUGUGAAUUAGAAGAGAUGACCAAAAACCUAAAAUGUUUGGAGAGUGAACUUGCUUCUUUCAAGUCAGAAAAAGACAGUAUGUUGAAAGAUCUACAAGAAAAGCAGGAUCAAAUUUGUGAAUUAGAAGAGAUCAACGUGAAUCUAAAAUGUUUGGAAACUGAAAUCAUUUCCUUAAGGUUAGCAAAAGAAAGCAUGUUAAAGGAGUUGGAAGAAAAACAGAGUCAAAUAUCUGAAUUAGAACAGUUGACCAAAAAUCUAAAGUGUGUGGAGUCUGAAGUUGCUUCUUUAACUUCAGAAAAAGAAAAUCUGUUGAAGAAGCUGUGUGAAUUAGAAGAAUCAACUAAAAACCUCAAAUGUUUGGAAAAGGAAGUUGUUUCUUUAUCAUCAGAAAAAGAAAACAUUUUGAAAGAACUACAAGAAAAGCAGGGUCAAGUAUCUGAUUUAGAAGAUUUGACCAAAAGUCUAAGGUCUUUGGAACCUGAAAUUGCUUCUUUAAGGUCAGAAAAAGAAAGUAUGUCAAAGGAGCUGGAAGCAAAACAAAGUCGCAUUUGUGAAUUAGAAGAGAUGACCAAAAACUUAAAAUGUUUGGAGAGUGAACUUGCUUCUUUCCAGUCAGAAAAAGAUAGUAUGUUGAUAGAUCUACAAGAAAAGCAGGAUCAAAUUUGUGAAUUAGAAGAGAUCAACAUGAAUCUAAAAUGUUUGGAAACUGAAAUCAUUUCCUUAAGGUUAACAAAAGAAAGCAUGUUAAAGGAGUUGGAAGAAAAACAGAGUCAAAUAUCUGAAUUAGAACAGUUGACGAAAAAUCUAAAGUGUGUGGAGUCUGAAGUUGCUUCUUUAACUUCAGAAAAAGAAAAUCUGUUGAAGAAGCUGUGUGAAUUAGAAGAAUCAACUAAAAACCUCAAAUGUUUGGAAAAGGAAGUUGCUUCUUUAUCAUCAGAAAAAGAAAACAUUUUGAAAGAACUACAAGAAAAGCAGGGUCAAGUAUCUGAUUUAGAAGAUUUGACCAAAAGUCUAAGGUCUUUGGAACCUGAAAUUACUUCUUUAAGAUCAGAAAAGGAAAGCAUGUUAAAGGAACUGAAAGAAAAACAAAGUCGCAUUUGUGAAUUAGAAGAGAUGACCAAAAACCUAAAAUGUUUGGAGACUGAAGUUGUUUCCUUGUCGUCAGACAAAGAAAACAUUUUGAAAGAACUACAAGAAAAACAGGAUCAAAUCUCAGAACUAAAAAUGUUAAAUGUUUCAUUUGAAAGCCUACUCGAAAAAAAAGAAGAGGAAAAGAGAAAACUUAAAGAAGAAUCUAACCAUACAGUAGAGUUGCUUCAAAAACAAUUGAAUGAUGUAAACGAGAAAAUAGAGUCCUUACAUCAAGAACACAAUAUAUGUAAAGCUAAUGAACAGGAUCUAAAUUGUCAAGUGGAUUGUAUAAAAAAUGAGAAAAUUCAUUUGUUGCAGCAACUUGAAGAGAACAAAAAAAACAAUGCUUUGCUGAAAUCUUCUAUGAAUGACCUUAUUCAAGAAACAGAAAACAACAAACAAAAAUUAGAGAAGGAGACUGAAGAAAACAGAAUCCUUCAAAAACAAGUUGAAGACCUCAGAAAGCUCUCCACUAUGCUCACCCAGAUGGAGGCACAGCAGCAACUCUGGGAGAAAGAAAAAUUACAGCUGAAAAAUCUUAUAGUGGAAUUACAAGAAAAGAUUAAAGAACUGUCCAAAAAUGAAACUUUGUAUGACAGUUUAGAAGCUUUGCAAUGUUCAUAUGCAAAUCUGGAGAAGGAACUUGAAUUGACAAAGAGGGAAAACUCAUCUCUUCUUGAAAAGAUAAAUAAAAUGACACAUAAUGAAGUUCUCCUGAAGAAGGAAAUGAAUGAGAUGAUGCAAAAGAUGACAGUUUUGCAAGAAGAAUAUACUGGAGAGAAGAACAGGUUUACUGAUCAUGUAAAAAUUACAGAAGCAGAAGCAGAGAAGAAUAAAAUGCAGCUGGAUGAGCUAAUUUUGGAAAAGUGUGAACUGAAGAAGAGUUUGGAUUGUUUACAAAAAGAACUGAAGGAAAGAGAAGGAAAAUCAAGAGAUGAAAUAUCAGAUUAUCAGUGUAGGCUUGAGGAUGCCAAUAAAAAAUAUGAAGCUUUACUCAAGGAAGCAAAUAAAAAGCAUGAAAUGGAAAUUGAAGCAUAUCAGGAGAAAUUAAUUUGUAAAGAACAGGAUCUCAGCUUACACAAGUCAGAAAUGGAGAUUUUAAAGUCCAAUAAAGAAGAAUUAACUAAUUCUUUGAAAUCUACUAGUAAGAUUUUAGAAGAAUUGAAGAAAACCAAGGUGGAUAAUAUGAAAUAUGUAACUCAGUUGAAGAAGGAGAAUGAAAAUGCUAGAGGAAAAAUACAGUUGUUGAUCAAAACCUGUAAACAGCUGGAGAAUGAAAAGGAAGCAUUACAGAAAGAAAUUACUGGCUUUGAAGCUUUACAAGAGAAUCAGAAACAAAAUAAUGCCCCAGGUGUUAAUGUAGAAGAACUGAUGUCUGAGGUGAAAGAACUGAAAGAAACUAUUGAAGAAAAAAAUAAAGAGACAGAUGAAUACUUGGAUAAAUAUUGCAACCUUCUUGUUAGUUAUGAAAAGCUAGAAAAAACUAAAGAUAUGUUAGAAGCACAGGUUACUUUCCUGAGUUCUUUGCAAGGAAAAGUUAGCUCUCAGAGUUCUCCUAUGCUAAACUCGGCUGAUUCAAUACACUCUCCAAAUUAUCCUGUUCCUGAAAAGACGACAUCAGCUAGUCAAAGUAAAGUUUCAAGUAAGAGACCAAGGUCCUGUGGCAUCAAAGAAAAUGAUGGAGAAUCAAUGCCUUCUACACCAGAGACUUUUACUAAAAGAAUCAAAAAAGGAGUGACACCAAAAGGUAUCACAAGCCUCUCAAAGGCCUUGGAGAACACUGACUAUGAGCCAGAAGGACUCCCAGAAGUGGUAAAGAAAGGAUUUGCUGAUAUCCCAAAAGGAAAAACAAGCCCUUAUAUCUUUCGGAGAACAACCCUUGCAACCAGGGCCAGCCCCCGUCUUGCUGCACAGAAGCUUUCACCUCUGAAUCUACAGAAGGGACAGUCAGAAAAUCUUGCUGAGACCUCCAAACCAACAGCUGGUGGCAGUAGAUCACAAAAGGCAAAAGAUGACCAUCAGCACCAAGUGCAAUCACUUGCGACAAUCACAGAACCCACAACAAGAUCUCCUCUUUCUGAAAAUAAUCUUUCAAAAAAAACUUCUGCUGACAUCCCUAAAGAGAGUAUGAAAGCCAAGAGAGGAAAACAUUCCCCAAGCAAACACACUGUACCUGAACAAAACAAAGAAGAAAACUGUAGGGUUCAAUAAAUUUUAACAGGUUUUUGUAGUUUAUCAGUGCUAUACAAGUAAACAAACUUUUUAAUAAAGCUUUCCAUAGAGGUUUUUGUUUAGUCAGUCUUACAAUUGUUGAAUCUGUGUUUUUAUUUUUUAAAUAUGGAAAUGUUAGAACAAGAAUGAUUGUCUUGUCUUUGUAUGUCAUUCUCAUUGUUGUUCCUCCAUGUACAUAAUGUAAAUUCUGUAUAAAGUUAUGUAGAAAAAGUUGUAAAAUACUCCAACUAAAUAGGGAAUGAUGCAUUAAAUCUAUAAAACCCAUUUUAUGUUAUAUUCAUUAAAGUGACCAAUAGUAUCAUAAAAGUGUUUUUUGUUUCAGUCUAUGAUAGGAGACAUAGAUAUUUUGCGGAAGGAAUUAUAAUGAGUCAUAUAUCCAGUUGAAUAAAUAAAAAGAAAACCAUGUAUUUUAGGAGUAAAUAGAAGAUGUGUAUAGAUUGUUUAUAAUAAAACUGUCAUUUUGAAGUGUCUAUAGCUAACAUAUAUGAUUAAAAAUAAAAAAAAUUAUUACUUGUGGAAAUACAAAA
Messenger RNA from Antechinus flavipes (yellow-footed antechinus), 14227 nucleotides. RefSeq names its product centromere protein F (gene CENPF). Gene Ontology annotation, cellular component: spindle pole; chromosome, centromeric region; nucleus. Gene Ontology annotation, biological process: mitotic cell cycle; metaphase chromosome alignment; regulation of G2/M transition of mitotic cell cycle. Gene Ontology annotation, molecular function: microtubule binding; dynein complex binding; transcription factor binding. The transcript has 22 exons. Lineage: Eukaryota; Metazoa; Chordata; Mammalia; Dasyuromorphia; Dasyuridae. The record is from RefSeq and is a predicted model, not a curated record. The coding region runs from base 180 to 13679 and encodes 4499 amino acids.